This is a messenger RNA of Platichthys flesus (European flounder), 1382 nucleotides long. RefSeq names its product homeobox D4a (gene hoxd4a). The record is from RefSeq and is a predicted model, not a curated record. Bases 113 to 883 code for a protein of 256 amino acids. Gene Ontology annotation, biological process: anterior/posterior pattern specification; embryonic skeletal system morphogenesis; regulation of transcription by RNA polymerase II. NCBI's taxonomy places the organism in Eukaryota, Metazoa, Chordata, Actinopteri, Pleuronectiformes, Pleuronectidae. Gene Ontology annotation, molecular function: DNA-binding transcription factor activity, RNA polymerase II-specific; RNA polymerase II cis-regulatory region sequence-specific DNA binding. The transcript is spliced from 2 exons. Gene Ontology annotation, cellular component: nucleus.
AAUUGCUCUUAGUUGUAUGUUUACUCGCGUGUGGACCUGCAUCACCUCCAUUGGCCGAUCUGGUCACAUGGUUCGCUAACUUUAUUCAGUUGACACCAAGUAGGAGGGCUUUAUGGAGGGAAGGGGAAAAAAAGACAACUCGAGAAAAAUUAGUAUUUUCUACCUUCAGAAAUUAAUGGCCAUGAGUUCGUAUAUGGUGAACUCUAAGUAUGUGGACCCGAAAUUUCCUCCCUGCGAGGAAUAUUCACAGAAUAACUAUAUACCUGACCAGGGCUCGGACUUCUUCAGUCCAUCGCAGGACACAGACUUUCAGCAUCCAGGGAUCUACCCACGGCCAAACUACACGGAGCAGCCCUUCAGCUGCACCACUGUGCAGGACUCCACGGUGCAGCCAAGGGGUCAUGUGCAGGAGAGAUCCGGCCGCGCGAGCCCCUUUGGCGCAGAGACUGAGCAGGGGCCCCCGGUGCCCGUGGCCGGACCCCGGACUUGUGGACAGCAGCAGAACACAAAGAGUCUAAAUGGGAUACAAGCCAAGCAGCAUGCAGUAGUUUACCCCUGGAUGAAGAAAGUCCACGUUACUAAUGUGAACCCAGAUCACACGGGACCUGAGCCCAAACGGUCCAGAACAGCCUACACCCGGCAGCAGGUCUUGGAGCUGGAGAAGGAGUUUCAUUUUAACAGGUACCUGACCAGGCGGCGGCGGAUCGAGAUUGCGCACACGCUUUGUCUCUCCGAGAGGCAGAUCAAGAUCUGGUUCCAGAACAGACGGAUGAAAUGGAAGAAAGAUCACAAGCUGCCCAACACCAAGGGCAGAUCUGCACCAGCCUCCAGCCAUCUGCAGAGCAUUCAGAAGGAUAACCAGACUGAUAUCACAGCAUUAUAAGGAAGGAUGGAUAAAAGGAAGGAAGGAGAGAGGUGCCAUGUCUUAUUAGAAGUUAACUGUACAUAAAAAAAGACAAAGGUUGCAUCUGACUUUUUUGCAUGGACUGAUGUCGUUCUUUACCUUUUAUUAUUUUUUUAAUUUAACGAAAAUGACCCCAGCAGUGUUGACUCAAGACUGAGUCAGAAAAUCAAUCAGUAUUUGUAACUGAGAGAUUUGUAAUUUUGCAAGUUCCUUCUUUUAAUUUUCCUCAAAGAGACACAAAUGCAUCGAAACUUUAUUUUUUUCUUUACUUGGGACGUUUCACCCCGAGGACAUUUAAUGAUCAACCCUCGCCUGAUUUCGUGGAUUUAAACCAAGUGAUUCUGCGCCUCUUAUAACGUGGAUUCACAGACUUCUUUAUUCAGAACAGGGAAGCCCUUCGUUCCAAUUACGCACAAAGGUUGUUUCAGUUUUAUUUUUCUUGCCGGUGAAACUUCAUAUUAAACGCACAAUAAAUAAA